AAGUAAGGAGUGGCUCUACGAUCUGUCAAGUUAAAUGAAUUCUCGUGAAAAUUAAUGACUCGUCGCAUCAAUUAAGUUAUUCCCGUGCGCUUAGUAUUGACAACUCAUCGUGUAGUAGUUCUGAUAUACAAAGAAAAUGUCGUCUUCGGGUGAUUUUGGAAACCCGUUGCGUAAAUUCAAGCUUGUCUUUCUCGGUGAACAGAGCGUUGGAAAAACAUCUCUUAUUACACGGUUUAUGUAUGACAGCUUUGACAACACGUAUCAGGCUACAAUAGGUAUAGAUUUUCUAAGUAAAACUAUGUAUCUGGAAGAUAGAACUGUAAGAUUACAGCUGUGGGAUACUGCAGGUCAAGAACGGUUUAGAUCUUUGAUACCAAGUUACAUUAGAGAUUCUACAGUUGCAGUUGUCGUAUAUGAUAUUACUAAUGCAAAUUCAUUUCACCAAACAUCAAAGUGGAUUGAUGAUGUUCGGGCUGAGAGGGGUAGUGAUGUAAUUAUUAUGUUAGUGGGUAAUAAGACAGACUUGAGUGAGAAAAGACAAGUUUCAACAGAAGAAGGUGAACGAAAAGCUAAAGAGUUGAAUGUAAUGUUUAUUGAAACUAGUGCUAAAGCCGGGUAUAAUGUAAAACAACUGUUUAGAAGAGUAGCAGCAGCUUUACCAGGCAUGGAUUCCACUGAAAAUAAGCCUCCUGAAGACAUGCAAGAAGUAGUUCUCAAGGAUACACCAAUUGAACUGAAAGCAACGGAGAGCAGUUGUGCAUGUUAAACCACCGAUCAGCUUAAUGGUAGACAGGACACUGACUUAAGUUAAAUUAAUAAAUUAAACUUUCGACGCUAGGACUGUGGCAUAUUCAGCCUGUGUUCUUUCCACAGUUCAAAAUGUGGAAAGUAAUAUCACUACACUGAAUAGCUUGAAUUGUUUGUUUAUGAGAAUAUAAAUAUCACACGGUAGCUUAAGCAGACUGCUUUUACACAAUAACGUGUUUCGUGUGUAUCAGUAUAUCCAAUCAACAUAUUCCAAUUUAUUUAAACUUUCGAAUCAUUUAUUACUGCUGCUUGCUUUUUUAACGUGUCAACG
Molecule: messenger RNA, 1078 nt
Organism: Dufourea novaeangliae
Lineage: Eukaryota; Metazoa; Arthropoda; Insecta; Hymenoptera; Halictidae
Gene: Rab6
Product: ras-related protein Rab6
Exons: 6
Coding region: 137-766 (209 amino acids)
Molecular function (GO): GTP binding; GTPase activity
Source: RefSeq, a predicted model, not a curated record